AUGGAUAGUUACGGAUACCCCAUUUCAGAGAGAAACUACGAUGAUCAAGAAGAGUCAUACCAAUCGUCUUCCUCUUUCCACAAGACAACCCAUCAUACCUCUAGCUACUCUUCCUCCUCUUACGGAUACUCGUCCUACGCAGAGGGAGCAGAGGAGGGAAAUGAUAAUAACGACCCUCAUUUCACAGAGGAAGACUACAACCGUCCCAAUCCCAACUACCCUCAACCACCCGAGUCAAAGCAUAAUCCAGGCCCUGAUCCUGUUGAAUACGGCGGUAUGGCUACACACCAUAGCGAGAACGUUCCGGGCAAUGAGUUUUUCCUGCACGUUGAUCCUACUGUCGAAAAUGAUGAACCUGAAUUUGAGCUCUCCAACUGUCGUGGCAAAAAGAGAGCCUUGUUGAUCGGUAUCAACUACAUUGGCACUAGUAAUGAAUUGAAUGGCUGUAUCAAUGAUGUAGCCAACAUUAAAGACUUCAUCACCACACUCUAUGGUUUCAAAGAGGAGGAUAUGGUCAUUUUGACAGAUGAUCGUGAGGAAGAAAAAUUCAGACCCACUCGAAACAAUAUCAUUGCUGCCAUGCAAUGGCUUGUGAAAGAUGCUGAGCCUGAUGAUUCCUUCUUUUUCCAUUACAGUGGUCAUGGUGGUCGAGUGUAUGAUGCUCACAGUGAUGAAGACGACAGUUUUGAUGAGACCAUCUAUCCUUUGGACUUUCAAGAAUUUGAAGGUGAAUCUGGCCAGUUGAGGGAUGAUGACAUGCACGACUUGCUCGUCAAACCAUUGCCUCCUAAAUGUAGACUGACUUGUAUUUUUGACAGUUGUCAUUCAGGCACCGUUCUUGACUUGCCUUUUGUUUAUUCCACUCGUGGUGAAAUCAAGGAACAAAACUUGUUCAAGCAUGCUGGUCAAGGCAUCUUUUCUGCUGGCAUUGCGUAUGCUCGCGGUGAUAAGGAUGGUGCUCUUUCGUCCAUCAUGUCUCUUGGCAAGCAACUGAUGGAGGCACGUAAUGUAUCUGACCGAGCACGCAGAAAGAACACCUCGCAAGCUGAUGUUAUCAUGUUUUCUGGCUGCAAGGAUGAUCAAACCUCUGCAGACGCCACUGAAGCAGGCAAGGCUACGGGUGCUAUGAGUUAUGCCUUUACCACAACCCUGCGCAAGAACCCCAACCAAUCUUACCAAGAGCUAUUGAACAGUGUUCGUGAUAUUUUGCGUGACAAAUAUUCUCAAAGACCUCAAAUGAGUUCAUCGCAUCCCAUUGAUGUCAAUCUUGAAUUCCAAUGUUAA
Mucor velutinosus is the source of this 1284-nucleotide messenger RNA. RefSeq lists its product as uncharacterized. The record is from RefSeq and is a predicted model, not a curated record. The coding region runs from base 1 to 1284 and encodes 427 amino acids. Lineage: Eukaryota; Fungi; Mucoromycota; Mucoromycetes; Mucorales; Mucoraceae. Gene Ontology annotation, molecular function: cysteine-type endopeptidase activity. The transcript has 10 exons. Gene Ontology annotation, biological process: proteolysis.